CGAGACUCAUACCUCAAUAUCCUCCUUGACUUGGAGAAGCCCUCUGAUGUCUUGGAGUGCCAGUCUUGUCAGAUUGGUGAAGGGAAAUUCCAUUGUUUGACAUGCAGCGGGGAUCAGACGUUGUGUCAUCCUUGCAUUGUCAAAACCCACCAGUGUUUGCCCUUUCACAAGGUUCAAGAGUGGACUGGAAAAUGCUUUGAAGACAAGUCGCUCGAAGAAUUGGGUAUUGUCUGGUAUAUGGGCCAUGGGGGGCAACUGUGUCCAUUUUCUGAAGACCCACAGGCAUGGGAGGAUGUGCCAUUGGAUGCAGAGGCUGGGUCUGUGCCAAUGGAGACAUUUUCCAGUUCAACUACAACAUCCACCCUGACCAUUGUACAUUCAACUGGAGUGUUUUUGCACAAUGUUGUUUGGUGUGGUUGCCCUGGGUCUAAGCAUCAGCAGCAUCUGCAGUUGCUGAAGGCCAGGUUAUUUCCUGCAAGCAUCACUCGACCUCGAACUGCCUUCACUUUUGAAGUCUUAGAUCAUUUUCUAAUUGAUGCACUGGAGUGCAAGACUUCAGCAUCAAGCUUCUUUGAGAAAAUUCGACGUAUGACCAAUCACUCAUUCCCGGGUACUGUUCCUAAUCGAUAUCGAGAACUCAUGAGGGUGUCGCGUCUAUGGAGAGACUUAAUGAGCCGAAAAUGCUUUGGAUUUGGCCAUGACACUAGGGAGAAACCUGGCAAGGGUGAUCUGGCUUGGUUUUGCCCCUCGUGUCCUCAGCCUGGCAUCAACAUACCUGAUAACUGGCAAGACAAUUGGCUCAUUUCGCAAAGAUUCGUUGUGGAUGGAAACUUUACCGCUCAACAUAUGACUAUGAAAAAGCCACAGUUAGACAUCAGUCUUUCAGAUGGUCUUGGUUAUAUGGUGAAAGAUAGAGAAUAUCAGACUCAUCUCUCAUUGGCUGUCGAAAGUAAGGAGCGCUCUUCUUGUAGCAAUCAUCGAGCAAUCAACACCGCAAAUAUCAGCAGGAGUAAUCUUCGAGCAACAGGGGUAGGAGCAACUGCCUGUGCCCGACAUGGAUGCUUUGUUCCACACAGCAUAGUUGAUUUUCAGAAGGGCAAAAGACACAUGAACAUUGACUAUUCAAUAUGCAAUGCUUUGAAUUAUCAUUCGGCUGGUAUAGACUCUUCUCUCAUUAUUUAUGAUGUGGGGUGUCAGUGGAGUAUUAAUUUUUUACAGAGAAUUUCCCCAACUGCUCGGUCAAUGAGUCAUGCUCAUCGCCAAGAAGUUCUUGAUGAUCAUAUGAGAGACUCAAACUGGAAAAAAAUAGUUGGAAUAAGUAAGCACUUCAAUCAUGUAUAUCAAAAACUGUGCUUGACACUUAAAAUUCUAGCAAAGACUCUCUUGACCAAGUAUAAACGUGCUCUCAAAGGCAUUGAUGAGACAAAAUCUCCUUUUGAUGAACUGGCCCGGUCUCUGAAUCCUGGGAAGAUUUUGAUGUGGGAAAUUGAUGAGAAAAAGGCUGUGGAAGAACGUGGGGAGUAUCUUGACAUCUACCAGUUGCAGAUCAACAAAGCCCCAACUAUGGCAGAGAUUCGGCUCAAAUUAACUGAGUCUGAGAAUGAUGAUGCCAGACAUCCAGGAACAGUAUCUUGGCUCAUCACUGGUAUCAAUCUGGAGGAUUUACAGGAUGCAUUGAGAGCAAAUAUACGACAACUUCCUAAUGAUGCAACCUCUGCUCAGAAAGCUUCUAUAGAAGAAAAGCGGCAGAGAUUGGCAGCCAGGAUUGCCAAAUUUCAUGAAACCGCCGAUGCUAUGACCGCUGGCAUGGAUCUUGAUAUUGGAACAGUGCCUUCUGACGAUCCUAGAUUCUGUCAUACAGAUAACGAUGGUAAUGAGUGGGUGGAGGUUUCAGAUGAAGAGAUCUCAGAGGAUAUAGAUGAAGAAAUCCUCACAGAAGAGAUGGGUAUCUGGAUGCCAUCUUCGGCAUCGCGAAACAAUAGAUUGAGUCUUGGGCUGGGCCCCCUCCAAGCUGAAGAGUUGGAGCUUCGAAAAGGCCAAGCCAAUGACUGCCUAGAAAACCUUCGUAUGGCUCUCGGUCACAAGGCCCUUAUUUAUUGUCAGUAUUUUCGAAGCGCAGAUUCUACAUGGGCUGGCACCAGGUCAAAGCAAGAAGCUCGUCGAUGUCAGCUCAAAAUUGACAAAUAUGUAAGAAGCUAUCAGAGGGCAAGGUCAGCAAUGCAACAUCUAGGCAUGGAAGAAGCUACCUUGGGCAAAAUAUUGCCCACUGAACUCAGUAUAGGCAAAGAGGUGACAGAAGAAAAUAGAUUUGGACAAGGGUCAGACAGACUGGCUUGGUUUUGGAGGGUGAAUAAUGCCAAUGAAGGUCAAGAAGAUGCUUGGAUGGAUGAAUUCUAUAGGGUCAACUGGUUGAAGGCAAAGGCUAGAUGGAGUAGAUGGCAGGAGGAGUUGAGUCUGGUAAGACAUGAAAUAGGUUGGACCAUAAACUGGUUCAAGUAUCACCAGAAAGAAUGGAACAGAAGGUGGCAGCAAGCGACUAGACCUGGUCAUCAAGCCUAUGUCUAUCAACAGGUCUUGAUGUGGGGAAGGUUUGCUCAGGAUGCUGAGAAGGCUUUCAAUGGGUGUGGAUUUGUACUUUGA
This is a messenger RNA of Suillus paluster, 2640 nucleotides long. RefSeq lists its product as uncharacterized. The annotation marks the transcript as partial. Lineage: Eukaryota; Fungi; Basidiomycota; Agaricomycetes; Boletales; Suillaceae. The record is from RefSeq and is a predicted model, not a curated record. The transcript is spliced from 10 exons.